UUUAUGUUUUUAUGCUUUUAAUAAGCUGUUAGAGUAAACAGGAGUCGUUUAUAUAAAGCAAGUAUAUGUUUGUGUUGAAUUUAUAGCUCUCUAUUUACUGCAAUUUGCACUGCUGCUACUGCACUAAUAAUACAACUCCACUGCUGCGCAGACAUGAAGAACAACAGCAGCGGCUCUUAUUUUCACUUAGCCCUUUUUACAGAUAUGGGUAGUUUAAAAUAUCUUUACUUCAGCCUUUGUCUUCUCAUCUACCUGAUUAUUACCUGUGCUAAUGUUGUCAUUAUCCUGACUGUGGUUCUGGAGCGGUCCCUUCAUCAACCCAUGUAUGUUUUCAUCUGCUGCCUGUCUUUAAACUCCCUGCGUGGCUCAGCUGGCUUCUUCCCCAGGUUUUUAGCUGAUCUUCUGUCUGACACUCACUUCAUAUCCCGCUCCUCUUGCUUCAUCCAAGUGUUUGUUUUGUACACUUACGCUACUUGUGAAAUGGCCAUUCUCAGCAUCAUGGCCUAUGAUAGGUUUGUGGCUAUCUGCCAGCCUUUACACUACGGCAGCAGAAUGACAUUCAGGAUGGUGCUGAAUCUCAUUGUCCUGGCCGAACUCUAUCCCUCCUUCAUAUGCAUCUGCUGCCUUUCCCUAACAGUCCGACUUCCUCUGUGUGGGAUCAAGCUACAGAGGUUUUUCUGCACCAACUGGCCUCUGGUGCAGCUGUCCUGUGUGGACACUAGUGUGAAUAACAUAGCAGGUCUGUUAGCAACCGUAGCAACCAUCUUCAUCCCCCUGUUGUUUGUUCUCUACACCUACCUGCGUAUUCUGCUCGUGUCCAGGAGGAGCUUGCAUGAGCAGAAGGGGAAAGUGCUGCAGACCUGCAUGCCCCACAUCGUGACGUGUGUCAACUAUUCAGUUUCCCUUGCCGGUGAGAUUUUACUGAAUCGGUUAAGAGAGGACCAAAUUAAUCCGUUAAUCAAUGUUUUUCUGUCUUUGGGGUUUUUAACCAUCCCCCCCAUCGUUAACCCUCUGGUUUAUGGACUGAAGCUGCCUCAGAUCAGGGUGGUGGUCUUUAGGUAUUUUCAUAGGGCUCUUAAGAGGUCAAGCAAAGCAGACAUGUUAUUUACAUGGUAUGUACAAUAGACACAUUGUUUACACUCCUGAUCAAAAUGAUACACCUUAAUAAAUAGUUUUCUCAGAUUUUUGCUUUUAAAGGCUUCUUAAAUUUUACGGAACAGUUGAUUGAAAGCCUAUUUAUUAAAAUGGUUAGCUUUGUUG
Molecule: messenger RNA, 1260 nt
Organism: Cyprinodon variegatus (sheepshead minnow)
Lineage: Eukaryota; Metazoa; Chordata; Actinopteri; Cyprinodontiformes; Cyprinodontidae
Product: olfactory receptor 1M1-like
Exons: 2
Coding region: 154-1125 (323 amino acids)
Biological process (GO): G protein-coupled receptor signaling pathway
Cellular component (GO): membrane
Molecular function (GO): olfactory receptor activity; G protein-coupled receptor activity
Source: RefSeq, a predicted model, not a curated record